CGGAGAGAGGGGGAACCUGAGGGAGAGCCAGCGCCGAGCGAAACGGGAAUACAAGUUUUUACACUUGGCCCGUCUUUUUUUACGAGAAAAAUCUUUUUAUCUUCGUUUACCUCAUCCCCCCGUUUCCACUGCCGGAGGGGGGGGCACUCACUUUGUGUGCGUGCGGGCGUUUUUCCUCCUCAUUUCAACUCUAUCGCAGACACUGAAACCUCGUUUGUUUUGGAUUAGCUUAGCACAGGCUAGCUGUUUUUCACCGCCGCCACCAGCUAGCGUUCAUGUGAGAAAAGAAACGGGCGGCGUGGCGGAGACUUCCCUCACUUCACGGCGGCGUGCGGGUCAAACGGAGCCGCCAUGCUCGUCCCUUCCCCCCGCGGUGAACGGAGACACGAGUGACGGUUUUUCAAGUUUUUUUCCCCUCCGCGUUCCGUCGUUUUAUGGGUGUCUGUCCAUUCGUCCGCGGCGUGGUGGUCAGCGGGGGUGACGGAGUUCAGAGGAGGGUCGUAGCGGGGGAACGCUGAGGCGCCCGCACGCUUUUCCUGCACGUAGCUGCUCGGAGGAGUUUCCUGGGAUGUGCUCCCAUCUGUCUUCAAAAAAGAACAAGCGCCUUUCGAGAGGAUCCGAGCUAGCAGGAGCGAUAUAAAGACCUGUGGGCUCCGAUCCCCGUCAACCCCCCCUCCGACCCACAACUUUCUGCUGGAGAGACACGCGAGGAGGCUGGUCGUGGACGUUAAUGUGCGGUAGAAGAACACCGAUCGUAGCUUGGUUGGUGAAGGGGGAUCUUCCAUCACUGGAGCGGUGCAUCGCGGAGAAAUGAGCCCGGGGCCGGCGGAGCUCCUUCGGGGAUCUCCAAACUAGCCCCCCGCGUGUGGGGUAUUAAUAAUAGUAACAGCAUUAUUCCUCUCUCGAUGUGCUGCAGCACCCAGAUGAACGUGGACUGGCGCCUUCACGUGUGGAAAAUGAAGAUUUUCACUCACACAUGUGUGACCAGAAGCCAAGAUCACGUUAUUUAAUGGUCUGCAUUUUUUCCCAGGGCUCGCACACAUCACGGACUCUGCUGGGGAGAUACUCAUACGUUUAUUACCACCACCCCCGGCGUACAACUGGGGGCAACCUUGAAUCACUUGUCCUCAUUGGACCUCCACUUUUUAUGAAUUGUUUUUGAACUUUUGAUUUUUAAAUCCACAUUCAACCCCUCGAGAUUGGAGGUGUUUCUUUUUUGUUGUUGUUGUCGGAGCACAACUUCCCCUCAAGUCAAAAUGAGGCGGUGGACGCUGAAGCUGAGAGCACAGAUCGUGUUUUUUAUCAUCUGCACCUGCAUCAUAUGCCAGUGUGGACUAACAAACGGAGAAAUAUGCCCGAGCAAGGACAUCCGGAACAAUGUGACCACCCUCCAGUCGUUGGAGAACUGCACCAUCAUCGAGGGACACCUGAAAAUUCUGCUCAUGUUUAAGACCAAGGCCGAGGACUUUCGUGGCCUCAGCUACCCAAAGCUACGAGUAGUGACCGACUACGUGCUUCUCUUUAGGGUCUACGGCCUUGAGAAGCUCAGCGAGCUCUUCCCCAACCUGACAGUGAUCCGUGGCAACAACCUCUUCUUCAACUACGCUCUUGUGAUUUAUGAGAUGCUGCAGCUGAAAGAGGUGGGCUUUUACAGUCUCAUGAAUAUCACCCGGGGCGCCGUGAGGAUUGAGAAGAACCCAGACCUGUGCUACCUGUCCACCUUGGACUGGUCAAAGAUCCUAGACUCGGUUGAGGACAACUUCAUCGUGGCCAAUAAGAACGAGAGGGAGUGUGGAGACGUGUGUCCUGGCACGGCCCAAGGUCAGACCAUCUGCCCGCAGAACACCAUCAACGGACACUUCAGGUCACGAUGCUGGUCGCAGAACCACUGUCAGACAAUGUGCUUGGACAACUGUAAACAUGGUGGGUGUAACCUCAAGGGCCAGUGCUGCGACCACCAGUGCCUGGGUGGCUGUACUGAGCCAGGUAAUGCAAGUAGCUGUGUGGCCUGCAGGUUCCUCCAGCAUGGGAACACCUGUGUGGAGAAAUGUCCUGCUGGAUACUAUGUCUUCAGGGGCUGGCGCUGCGUCAGCUUCUCCUUCUGCCAGGACCUUCACAACCAGUGUAAGCAGACUAAGAAAUUGAACCAGGAUCGAGAGUUGAGCUGCAACGAAUACGUCAUCCAUAAUGGGGCCUGUAUUCCAGAGUGUCCUUCUGGAUACACCACUAUAAACUCCACUACGUUGACCUGUUCACCUUGUGCAGGCCUGUGUCCUAAACUGUGUGUUGGAAAUAAGACGAUUGAUUCGGUAAACUCGGCCCAGGCUUUGCGAGGCUGCACGGUUCUCCACGGCAACAUGAUCAUCAAGAUUCGAGGAGGGAAUAACAUAGCUGCUGAGUUGGAGGCUAGUCUGGGCCAGCUUGAGGAGAUCACAGGCUACCUGACUGUUCGCCGAGCGUACGCACUGGUCUCCCUCUCCUUUCUACGCAAACUGCGUAUCAUCAGGGGGGAGCAUCUCGAGGCAGAUAUUUACGCCUUCUAUGCGCUGGACAACCAGAACCUGCGCGAAUUGUGGGAUUGGUCCAAGCACAACAUGACCAUCCCGCGUGGUCGCAUGUUCUUCCACUACAACUCCAAACUCUGCAUGACUGAAAUCAGAAAAAUGGAGGAGAUAACAGGAACCAAGGAUCGCAACCAAAAGAAUGACAUCGCUGUACGCAACAACGGGGACCAAGCCUCCUGUGAGACUAAGAUGCUGAAAUUCACUGUGAUCAAGACUACAUCAAAUAUGAUUAUGCUGAAGUGGGAGCCUUUUUGGCCGUUAGAUUUCAGAGACCUGCUGGGAUUCAUGGUUCUCUACAAAGAGGCGCCUUAUAGGAAUGUGACAGAGUUUGAUGGCCAGGACGCGUGUGGCUCUAACAGCUGGGCAAUUGCCGAUGUUGAUACUCCAUCCCGUUCCACUGAGGGCAAGAGGGGGGAGGAUCCGGGGCACCUAAUCCGACCACUGAAGCCCUGGACCCAGUAUGCCAUAAUGGUUAAAACUCAACUGUCUGCCUCUGAUGAGCACCAAGUUCAUGGAGCCAAGAGCGAGAUCAUUUACGUCCGCACCAAUGCCACCAAGCCCUCAGUGCCUCUCGACCCCAUCUCCUCCUCCAACUCCUCCUCUCAGAUCAUCUUGAAGUGGAAGCCGCCAACGAGUCCCAACGGCAACAUCACCCACUACCGCAUCAUCUGUCGCAAGCAGGCUGAGGACAGUGACCUCUACAAGUUCGACUACUGCCUACAAGGGAUGAAGCUGCCGUCUCGCACCCCGACCCACCUGGACAGUGAGGAUGAGCAGAAAUGGAACCACACAGAUGAACCCACUUCAGGGGGAAGGUGCUGCGCCUGCCCCAAGACGGACACCCAGCUAAAGAAGGAGCAGGAGGAGAUCGAGUACCGCAAGACCUUCGAGAAUUACCUGCACAACGAAGUCUUCGAGAGCAGACCGUCUCGCCGUCGACGCUCAGUGGGAGUUGCAAACGCCACCCUCCUCCCUAACUUCCUCACCACAGCGCCCAGUUUUCCAUUUGGCUCCACGACAGCCAGCCCUGAGGACGACGAUAAGGACGAUGAGGGAUCCAAGGUGGAGCUGAAGGUGAUGUCGAAGGAGUCAACAGUCAUUUCCAACCUGCACCACUUCACCAGCUACAAGAUAGAGAUCAUGGCCUGUAACCACGCGACGGAAAUCAAACGCUGCAGCAUGGCUACUUAUGUCAGUGCCCGAACAAUGCCUGAGGAGAAAGCGGAUGACAUCCCAGGCCCCGUCACCCAUGAGAUAGUGACGGCUGAGCCUCCCUAUGUUUUGAUAAAAUGGAACAAACCCCCAUCCCCCAACGGCCUCAUCAUCCUGUAUGAGGUGUUCUACAGGAAAGUUGGAGACUCAGAGGAUCACACAGCUUGUGUGUCACGGCCAUCCUACAUCAAAUCAGGUGGCACGAAGCUCUUGCUUGUGCAGCCUGGUAACUACAGCGUGAGGGUCCGCGCCACCUCCCUGGCAGGAAAUGGUUCUUUUACAGAAACCACUUACUUCUUCAUGCCCAAUCCGGAUCAAGGUUUAAUUUGGAUUGUGAUCGGUCCAGUCAUCUGCUUUGUCCUGCUGCUAUUUGUGGGUGCUGGAGCCUUGUGGUUAAUCAAGAAGAGACAUACAGAAGGGCCGACAGGACCUCUUAUCGCCUCCUCAAACCCUGAGUACAUCAGCGCUAAUGAUGUGUAUGUUCCUGACGAGUGGGAGGUGCUCCGCGAGAAGAUCACAGUGCUCAGAGAGCUCGGUCAGGGCUCCUUCGGCAUGGUCUACGAGGGUAUUGCCAAGGACAUCAUUAAAGGAGACCCGGAUACACGCGUGGCCGUCAAGACGGUCAACGAAUCAGCCAGCCUGCGGGAGAGGAUCGAGUUCCUCAACGAAGCCUCCGUCAUGAAGGCCUUCAGUUGUCACCAUGUGGUGCGUCUGUUAGGUGUGGUGUCCAAAGCCCAGCCCACCCUGGUCGUGAUGGAGCUGAUGACCCACGGGGACCUGAAGAGCUACCUGCGGGGUCUCAGGCCCGACUCAGAGAACAAUCCUACGGGCCGCUCACCUCCCACGCUGAAGGAGAUGAUCCAGAUGGCUGCAGAGAUUGCAGAUGGCAUGGCCUACCUCAACGCCAAGAAGUACGUCCACAGAGACCUGGCAGCCAGGAACUGCAUGGUAGCUGAGGACUUCACUGUCAAGAUCGGAGACUUUGGAAUGACGCGAGACAUCUAUGAGACUGACUACUACCGUAAAGGAGGGAAGGGUCUACUUCCUGUCAGGUGGAUGGCUCCUGAAUCGCUGAAGGACGGAGUCUUCACUGCCCACUCUGACUGCUGGUCAUUUGGCGUCGUGCUGUGGGAGAUCACUACGUUAGCAGAGCAGCCUUACCAGGGUUUGUCCAACGAACAGGUUCUAAAGUUCGUCAUGGACGGAGGAUACUUAGACAGGCCUGAAAACUGCCCCGAGAGAAUGCACAGCCUCAUGCAGAUGAGCUGGCAGUACAACCCCAAAAUGCGGCCGAUGUUCCACGAGAUCAUCGAGAUGCUGCGGGAGGACCUGCAUCCCUCUUUCCGCGAGCUCUCCUUCUUCUACAGCGAGGAGAACAAAGUCCCCGAGACAGAGGAUUUUGAUCUGGACCUGGACAACAUGGAGAGCAUCCCCCUGGACCCAUCGUCGUACUCUCAGAGAGAAGAGAACUUAGGCAGGGACAGCGGGCCCUCGGUGGCCCUUAGGGGGAACUAUGAGGAGCAUGUCCCCUACACACACAUGAAUGGUGGCAAGAAAAACGGACGAAUCUUAUCGUUGCCCAGAUCCAGCCCUUCCUAACAUUUCCUGUCCCCUAAACAAACUUGUUGAAUCUUCCCUGCUCCUUUUCUUCUUUCUGUUCCAGUCCAUUUUUUUUCUGUAUCCUUCACGUUCUUCUGAUCAUUUUCUAAUGCUUCUUAUUCUUGGAGAAGCCCUUCAAAAAAACGACACAGAUCUCAGGACUUUUUAUUUUCUUCCUCAUGGCUGCCAAACACAGGCAACCAAGGAAUGCAAACAGAGUGCAACACUUCCUCUACAACACAUCGGGCUGUCGAUUACCAGAUUACUUAUCUAUUAUUUUUCACUAUUGCCAUGUUUCCAGGACUCAUCGUGAUGGAAACAUAUUGAAAAAAAAAACUGUGAACUCUACAAACCUUAGACAACCAAGAUGGCUGCUUACGCUCAACCUCCUCAAGACUUGUCCCUACUUUACCCUCUUCCACCAAAUCUGCAUUUCCACUUUUCUGUGCUUUGUCAUUUUUCUCCCAUUGAAACCUUUUUACUCAGAUAGUGGCCUUUUUAUAUGUGGCCUAUAAACAAAGAGGAGUGUCUAUCAGCGCUUACACUAAUUUUCCUUUUGAACAAUGAAUCCGUUUGGAACAGUGGGAUGACUUGCAAAGACUUGAUCCUAGAACAAAACAUUGAUUCCUAGAAUGUUUUCUUUUAGUUUUUUCUUUUUCAUUUUUGGUUCUGCAGAAUUCCAAACUACACACAGAUUCAUCGGGUGUUUGGUGAAUAGUUUUAAUUUAUUUACUCUUAUCAUUAUUUUCUCUUCUCUCUCUUUCUUUCUGCGUCCUCACUAUAUGGCUGAAGGAUAUUUAAACAGUUAAAGAAUUGGACAAAAGAGUUCAUCAGACUGACCAAUAGCUGCUGCUUUGAUAUAUUUUACUGGGUAUAUAAAUCUAUAAAUAUAUAUAAUAUAUAUAUAGUAUAUAUGGAAUAUUGGCAUUUCUGCACCAAUAUUUUAUAUAUAAUAUAUGACAAACUGAUGUUUUUGUAAAUAGUUCAUAUUUGUAAGAUUAUUUUUUAGCUAUUAUUUUGUUUUGCCAGGUUUUCUCUUUUCUUUUUUCUUUCUUAUUUUUGUAGCCCCAGAAAUCACACAAACCUACCAUUAGUGCUCUCUGCGUCUUAGGCCUCCAGACCCCCAACCUCGACCUCCACCCCUCUAACACUCUCUCCAUUGAGACGGGAAAGAGAAGCGUCACAAAAUAUUGUAAACUAACCGCAUCUUUUAUUUUUUAUAAACCUCGCUUUCACUGAGAGCUGUUGAUAUUUGGAAGCAGAUUCACUACAACAGGUGGGAUAACACCUGUUGUAGUGUACACCAACAAAGAAAAACAACCAAUAAACCAAAAAAGCUUUAUGUGAAAGGGGGAAUGAGGACUUUGUAGGUUGACCUGCACCUGAUGUGUGUUUGGGUCUGUUCUUGCUCUGGUCAGAUCACGCUGAAAUUAGUUUAGUUAUCACAGGUUGAUUCUGUCGUUCAUGUCAUCGUGCUUGUUGUCUUAAUUGUCGGUGAGGUCAUAGAUUGGUGUCGAGAGCUUGUUCCAGCCUAGUGAUAGUACUCGACUGUGUCAGCGUGACGCUGGAGGCUUCUCAGUGGGGCUGCUUGUGGUCAGAGCAGGGUGGGAGUGGACACCUGCUCUCAGCAAAAUGCAGGAAAGUGGAUAAUCAUUUUUGUAUUUGUUUUCCGGCCCUAAACAUCCUCAGACGUUUCCUUCCACUCGACAUCCUCGGUGUUGGAUGAAAGUUUUUAUUAAAUGAGCCCUCUUAUUGUCCCUCUGUUAGAUUUGCUCUGCACCGCAUAACUCCUGCUUCCUGAGGCCUCCCAUUGGCUGUUAAAAUCGCUGCUGGUGGAAAUUUCCACGUUUUCCACGUGGAGGGCUGAGAGAGAAACGUGGAAAGUUCUGAGCGUAUUCUGAGUCCACAGCAGGUUGUGGAGAGAGGAGGGCAGCGUCUCUGUCUUUCAGUGCGUCUGAGAGAGAGAGAGAGAGAGACGGAGUGUGAGUGAUUGUUAAUCCUAUUAUUCUCUCUCUGCUAUCACAUGCAGCUCGGCAGUCAGGACACAGUGUGCAGCAGCUAUUUCACUCAGGUCUGACAUUCCAGGAUUCUGUUGGAACUGCUUGUUCCCUCGCGCCCCCUGCCCAUGUUAUGCCUGCCUGCUGGCAACACUGAUAUCAUCACCGCACCCCAUCAAUAUACACAUGAAAGACUGCUUUCUUUUAUAUUUCUUCUUAAUAAUCAAUUGCUAGAGAUGCAGCGGAAAACAGAUUUAGUUAAAAAGAGAAAUGUGUCCCUCCUGCUGGGAAUCAAAACAUUCCCUUCAAAUGUUCCCUCACACAGAGCUACAGUAAAGCCAGUGGUGCUCGGUGCUGACCCCUCGUUUUGUCUCUUUAGGAUCGUAAAUUUUGUCCGGAGCCCGAAAGUCUCUUUAAUCUGUUAACGCUCCUUUCUCACUCUCUAACACUUCAGCAGAUGACAACAGUCAGCAGACGAGUGGAGAUGAUUUCUUAUUCUUGAGGACACAGACCAGUGUGCUUGCCAAUCUAGCCGGACAGCGUUCAGCACUAAUAGUAUAGCCAAAGUGUUGGCAGCUUGCUGUCAACAGUGAGAACCAACAGACUCGGACUCAGAAGGCGGAGAAGCUGCCUCCACAUUUUACCAGUGCCUUCUCAAACCCACAGCCACGUCCAGGCUAGUUCUGUGAUAUCCUGUCAAUCUUCUCAUGACGACAUAAGGCAUAGAAAUCAGAGCCGUCUCUUACAUUUGUAUCGGACGGCCCCAUGGAAGAGGAAUCAGAGUCUUUGGGGGCAGUUUUUCCGGUUAUGUGGUUGAACGCUGUAGAACACCGGUGCAUCAGCGGUGACACUGUGGAUUGGGUUGAGUCUCGGAGCGCUCGGAGGUGCCUGAGGUUGUGAUUAUUAAUUAAUAAUUGAUGAAUUAUUCUGAGAAGUUACAAUCUUGGGCUUUUUUACUUUGUAAAUAAUCUGUGACAGUUUUGAAAAUAAAAGCAAAAUUGAAAAAAAUAGGUAAAUAAAAAAUCUGAUGCCCGUCGGUUGUGUGUACGUGAAAGAAAAAUGGUGGAGGUCAGCUCUGUCACACUUCCACACUACGUACUAAUACCUGCUCUGAUCUGAACAGUGAAUUCUCUGGUUUGACAUUUUCCUUUUAUAUACCCAUUACUCAAAACCCAUGUGGAAUUGGUAUGUAGUGUGGAAGUGGAAUGUGGCUCUCGACCACAUCUCGACCUAGGUUGCUUAUCUUGUGGUGGUGUUCACACACAUAUGCAAUUUUUAAUUAAGAUGGUGCCCAUAUCUUUGAAAUACCAGAUAUUUAUUUUAUUAUGAUCAUUGUCGAUGUAUAAGAAGAAACACAGUUAGCUUUUUAGUCGAGCAUUUUUAACGUGUUUGCGCGUGGAGCGAUGUAAAGCCCUAGUUUGUUAUUGUACUGGAGGAGCAGCUGGUGGUGAGCAGCAGGAGUACUGGUUAGUUAGUUAGUUAGUUAGUUAUCUAGUUAGUUAGUUAGUAAGUAAUUGUUGUUGUCUUUGUGUUUGGCCAGAGUCUACCUCAGUGCAUAUGGAUGAAUCAGUCUAAAAGGAGCAAAUCAUCCCCGUCAGUCGCUCAAUAUCCCGUCAUUUCAAAUAAUAUCAUGUUUUAUCGUACUUACAGACACUGCUGAUGAACUAGUUUCCACUGUGGUGUUUAUAUUUCCUCCGACUCUUUAGUUUUCCCAGUUUCAUCGUCCUCUUGUGUCCGGGGGAAAAUUCUCUGUGACUGUGGUUAUUGUUGGAAACAAUGCCAGUCACAUUUUGUCCCUAUUUUGUUUUAAAUAUUAAGAUUUACUGUCUUAUUUUAUAUUAUUGGAACAAGCCUUUAAGAAUUUCUCAUUUUUAUCCUCAGCAUGUUACAUGCGUUAGAUCAGACAUUAAAUUGGCUCUAUGGGCAGUGUUGAUUAUUACUACAGUUCAUAAAGAGGCUUCCCCCGGGCUCUGGAAGAAGCUACGUAUCUCACAUCAAUCCUCUCGUCUCUUGUAGUAGCGGCUCUACUUGUUUCUGGGUAUACGACAUUAGCAUGAGCAAAGAGAAAAGAAGAAAGUCUUAUGAUUCUCAGAGCACGCUGUAUCUGUGAUCACCUCCAUGCAGCCAUCACUUAACAGGCUCAGCUCAUGCUUUUUUCUUUCUCUUUUUUCCUACUCCUCUUCUUCUUCACUCUGUCAAUCUGUCUCUUUGUGGUCACAACAGUUAUGGUUCCGAUCCCACGUCUCCCCCCAGGUCAUCCUCAAUUCAUUCAUUUGUUGAUCUGCUUUUGUUCUUGUAUGUAUAUUUUUUCUACUGUGAAUAUCAAGAGAUGACCUUUAUUUUCUGUCAAUGCCAUGGAUUGGGUCUGUUGUGGCUGAUCAGGACACAGACACACCUGGGCUGGUUCAAAGUUUUAAGGAGGAGGAACCACGUGUCCCCUCCUCUCUCUGCAAAGAAGAAAAGAUGGACUGGGACAAUCAUGUGUGCCAUACGAACUAUAAACAGACAUGAAAUCUAGAUUGUAACUUUUCGUCUCAGGGAGGCGGCCUGAUGCUUUGUGGCUGGAGGAUAAAGAGGGUGAGGAGGAAGAGCUACCUACCUACCUUUUAUCGACCCUGACUGAAGGGCAAGUUCUCAGCAUCUUUGCAAAAAGAGUAAAAAUGGAGAUGAUGAGCCCAACGACAAGUUUUCAACAAGAGAAACCCAAACAUCCUUUUUUUCAUGAAUAAAAAUUCUCCCACUUGUUCAAAGACGAUCAGGAAUCCCCAGCUCUCUCUCUGACGUGACGUGGUUUGGACUGCCCUCUAGCGAUUGGACGGGAGCGUUGCAGGUCAGGGGUGGCAAAGCAAACAGGGCCCCCGACCGCUAGUGCCUUGCUCGGACUAAUAGCCUGCCUGACCCCCCCUCCCACCCAGUCCACAGCCCUCCUCCCCCGCCUCGUGAGCAGAACUGCCACUGACUGGUGUGUCUCCACCAAUCACUGCAGAGGAUCUUUCCACCUCCAAAACAUGGAAUGAAAAAUACACAAAUUAUAUUUUUAAGCGUCCUUUAUCUUUGAUGGAAAAAAACAACAUUCUAACUGUAAUUUGGGAUUAUUAUGUGACUUUUUUUUUUUUUUUACCCAAAAGAAAAAAAAAGAAAUGUUGAACUUGUGUCUCUACUCCUCUAAGCUCUGGCUUGCUCUGUGCAUGGAAAAUGAAUUGUCUAUACCAGCGGAUAGCUUAUUAAUUUGAUGUUUACUGAUUUUCUUUUCUUUUGCUUCUCAUCAGUCUGUUUUCAUAAUGAUGCACCAAAGCACAUGCAAAAACCCUUGAUUAGCAGCAAAUGACUCCAUUACAACUGGGGGUAGUUUCCAUCUGUGGUGCAUUCACUUGCUCCAGGACAUUUAAAAAUGAAAUGAACUGAUUAAUAAGCUCUUAACUGUAAAUAGCAGCAGAUCACCUUGGCUCCUGAAAAAAACAAAAGCACUUGAUCUUAGGGAAGUUUAGGUUUGUUUUGUUGAACUCUGGUGCCCUAAAAAGCGGUUGGAUAGAGCAUGCUCGUAAAGCAGCGCAGGGUGAGAACAAAGCAUUGUAUGUAUUGUUUUGUUUUAAAGAAAAGAAAAAAGUAUUACAUUUUAGAGAUGUUGAUUUCUAUUUUUUUUUUUUUGCCAAAGUAGGGAGGGCAAAAAUACAAUUACUUUUUCUGACUGUAAACUUUUACUAUUGUACAUUAUGAAUUUAACAUUGUUAUCAAUGUGUAUAUAACUUUUUUUCUAAAUUUAAAAAGAUAGAUAUUGUUUUUUGUUGUCGUUUUCGUUUUGUGUUCAUGACACAACCCACUACACAGAAACGAGCAGAGUCAAGUCUGUGGUAGUUUUUACCAGGAGCAGCACAACUCCAGUCUGAGGGCUUAACCCUGUGUAACCUGACACAAACAAUACGUGGCCUGAGAUGUUUUCACAGCGACCCCUGCUCUUAAUCCGAUGCAUGUUCUGAAUGUUGGCCUCCGAAGAGGUCACACGUUUGAACCGCCCCUGCCCAGCCACAGUGACACGUCACCCGUAAAGCCUUUUUCUUGUGUCAUAAACGCAUCGCCUAUCGCUGAUGUUGUCGUAUGGUAAUUGUUUCUGACAAGAGAUGUGUGUUUAGUUUGCAAAUGUGUUUUAAUUUUUUUUUAUUGUGAAAAACUGGAAAAGACCACUGCAUGUCCUUUUUGAAGAAGAGGAAGCAUGAGUGAUAAAAUCCUGAAUAAGCUAAAAACAAAAAAAAAAGGAAAAGUGAGCUCAUGGUUUAACGACAAUGAAUUAUAAAGUCGACUGUAGAGCUGGAGCUGGUAAAGGAUUAGUUUGACAUUGUGGGGAAAUAUGCGCUAAUUUACUUUUGAAUGCAGAGUUUGAUGAAACGAUCAAUAUCUCAUCUCUAAUGUGCUAGACUUUAAAGUAACAGGUUGUAGCCACGUAGCUUAGCAUAAAGGCAAGAACAAAAUCAGGAAACGGCUAAAAUCCACCUUCCAAAAAAAAAACAUCCAUCCAUUAUCUUGAUCACUAUUACUUUGAGGGCCGGAUCUCAUCUGAUACCAGUGUGAGAGGCUGAACAAGAACAGUUGUGUGAAAACAUACAUUUUAUCAUUUUAUGUCAGAUCGUAGUCCAACAUGUGGCCCUUUAGAAAUAUUUCUAACUUAGACUCAACCCUAUUUUUUUAUUUGUGAACUUUUAUAUUAUGUUUAUUUGUGGACAGACUUGCCGUUUCCCUGUUUCCAGUCUGUGCCAGGGGCGGGGCCAGGGGACCACUGGCCCCAGCGGUCAUCUGAUUGGCACCUGAAGUGCCCCUUUUUUUAAACAAGUCUCUAAAUAACAAUAGAUAAGAAAGUGUUAAGAAUCUUGUUUUCGAUUCAACAAUUGACCCCAGCAAGGAACAAUUAAAAAGAAAAUACUCAGAAUUGUUUGGCUUUGCUCACAGCUCUAGAUCUGAUAGUAAACAAGGACUUCAAUGUGCCCCUUACUGAUUCAAUCUGAAUUGUGCAUGGAUGUCAGAUGAAUAAUUGGCCGCUCUGUAUAUGAAUUGUGGCCCCAUUGUGGCCCCCUGAUAUAGAAAAAGGCUAGAUCCGCCACUGCACCUUCUAUUUAGAGGAGGAACAUGAGCUGCUUCCUGACAGUAAACAACCAUCUUUCCCUGAAAGUCAAACUGCUCCGUGGAGGUGGCUGAGUGUAAAUCGGCUGUAAAUGAAUUUAGUACUGUCGGUCAGGAGUGUGCCGAUGAGCUCGUCCUGUUUGUGUUAUUGAUGAGGCACACGGUGGUGAUAUUGAGGGUGUUGCUGCAGGUGUGGUGACUGACGGUUAGAAGACAAGUCUGAGGAGACGCAGCCUCUUCUUGACUCUUCGUCACCCGUCAGUCCAGUGGUCUGCUCCAGUUUACGCACCAGUACCUUCUACUUGUCUCGAUCCUGUUCCCUGUGCUGUGCGUCGUUUAAAUCGGUGGAGUUGUGUCUGUGUUGUCCUCAGAUGAAGUCUUUAUUUCCACGGCUUUCUUUGUCUUGCUGCUCUUCCUCCUCCUCCUCCUCCUCCUCUGUGUGUCCGUCAAGUCUUUUUCUCUCCUCGGUGCACAUAGGUGGUCCUCCCCCAGAAUGCUGUGUGUAGUCUUGCAGGAUACCUCUUUUAUUAGUGUCAUUUUUAUUGCAGAUGAAAAUGCUGAUGUAUUAAUUUUUUGGGAUAUGUUGUGUAUACAUUAUGUUGAGACAUCGGUGCGUAUGCAGACAGGUGUAUAUGUGUGUAUGUACAGUCCAAACUCCCCCUGAACCCGCAACAACCCACAGAGAUCGCUUCAUCCCUCACACUGGAUCCAAAUGUGCCAUUAUCUUUAUGUAUCACAUAUAUCAACAUAUUCAACACACACACACAAACAUACACACAGAGAUACACAAAUACAUGCAUAUUGUACAGGAUCAAAAAUGUGCCAUGACUAAAUGAACGCUUGACAAUUUAUUUUUUCUAUGUUUUCAAAGGAGAGUCAAGUAGUGACAUGUACAGAAAAUGUUGCAAUGAUAUGAAAAUAAAAAUCUUGCUGUGUGUAAAUUAUUCAACAAUUAACUGUUUAUAUUAAAAUUAUGAAUAAAAUUAUUGGAGAAAAUG
This is a messenger RNA of Platichthys flesus (European flounder), 13482 nucleotides long. RefSeq names its product insulin receptor b (gene insrb). NCBI's taxonomy places the organism in Eukaryota, Metazoa, Chordata, Actinopteri, Pleuronectiformes, Pleuronectidae. Bases 1257 to 5375 code for a protein of 1372 amino acids. Gene Ontology annotation, biological process: positive regulation of phosphatidylinositol 3-kinase/protein kinase B signal transduction; cell surface receptor protein tyrosine kinase signaling pathway; glucose homeostasis. The record is from RefSeq and is a predicted model, not a curated record. The transcript has 23 exons. Gene Ontology annotation, molecular function: insulin receptor activity; phosphatidylinositol 3-kinase binding; ATP binding. Gene Ontology annotation, cellular component: axon; insulin receptor complex; membrane.